This is a messenger RNA of Lolium rigidum, 2903 nucleotides long. RefSeq names its product mediator of RNA polymerase II transcription subunit 15a-like. The record is from RefSeq and is a predicted model, not a curated record. The coding region runs from base 1 to 2559 and encodes 852 amino acids. Gene Ontology annotation, biological process: regulation of DNA-templated transcription. Gene Ontology annotation, molecular function: chromatin DNA binding; transcription coactivator activity. Lineage: Eukaryota; Viridiplantae; Streptophyta; Magnoliopsida; Poales; Poaceae. The transcript has 11 exons.
AUGGCCGCCGCCGGCGGGAGCGGCGGCGGCGGAGGCAGCCGCCGCCACUGGCUAGCGGACGAUCCCGGCUUCCGCUCCGGCGUACUCCGGAAGCUAACUACCAGAUUGAACCCAUAUCUCGAGCCUAGGUAUGCUCCUGAUUCCCAAGAGGCCCAACGUUUUGUUACCAAAUUUGAGGAGGAAGCAUUCAGUGGGGCUAACAGUAAGGAAGACUACAUGAGAAUUAUAUCAAACAAGUUGCUCUUAUUUGAGAAAAGAAGAAGUGAACAGAUGCAACGACGAAGGCAGUCACGUAGCCAAUUGCAACAGACUAAUGCACCUCAGGCUUUACAAGGAGGCAAUUCUUCUGUAAUGCCAGAGGCGGUGAUGAUGGCUAGUCCAAGGCCAACUUCUCAGCCUAUGACACCUAUAACUCCAGGGCUAGUGGAAAACCAGAUGCAAUUAGGAGCCAGUCAGUGUCAGAGCCAAUACCCAUCCAGGCAACUGCAGGCUACAAACUUUGUAGGUUGCAGCCCAACAAGUGUGUCAAAGCCAGCUAUUCAACCAAAUUCUCAGCAGAAUCGCCUACUUGCCAAGAAUGAUAGUGCCAUUGGUAGGCAGCAGCUGACAAGGAUGAAUCAGCAAACUUUGGGAGCCAACCAACAAGAGAUGGACUUGCAAAGGUACCAUAUCCUUGGAGCACAACAGGCUGAUGCCUCUAAGAUGCAGGUCGGUCAGCUUGGAGGAAAGAAUAAUCAGCAGGAUUCUAGGCUGACAGAUCUACUACAUUCACAGUUCAAGGCAUCUGAACCUGAGCAUAUGGCUCGAACUCUACAACAGAUUAGCGGUGCUCAACAGAGCACUUUUGUCUGUCAGAAUUCUCAGAUUCCAGCUACCGUUGGAAGUGCUAGAGAAUGUGACGUAAUAGAGAAAAUGUAUUGCCAGAUCAAGUCUUGGAAGGAUGCGUAUUAUUUACAGCUUGUUGAAUUGGAGGAAAAGUUUCGUGUUCCAGUACUAACAGAGGAACAAUUGUUGUCACUACCUGGAUCGAAAGCUAAUUCAUACAGAAAAAAAGUUGAUCUCAAGAAGCAAAUCAGAAAGAUACUAAAUUUUUUGCAGUUGAGGAAAAGUGAUGUGCACGAGGGUUUAAGGUUGGAGUUCAGCAAGUACGAAAAAUAUAUACAUAAUUUGGUGGAUUUUAUCAAGAAGACUAAAGCUCACGAUGGAAAGAUGAAUAUUGGAUAUCAGUUGCAGAAUUUUGGUCAGCAGUCUGCAGCCAUUAAUCUUACUGAAAACGUAUCCCUAAUCGCUGGUGAUAAAAGUAGACAACAAAAGCAACCUGGAGAUGCAAGCAUUUUGCAGUCAAGGCAAACAACUACAGCUCGAACAUCACCAGAUCAUCAACAUAACAAUCACAGCCACUUGUUAGGAAUAACAAGUCCUUCCUCGAUCAGUUCACCAGGAUCAUUGCAAUCUUGGUCUACCAGUAUGCUUGAGUACUUGACCCCCUCACCAGUUGCCAAGCCAGGGGUAGCACCAGACUCACCCUGUGCUCCGGUGAUGUCCAGAUUCUCAAAGGACGUUGGCAGCAUAUCUGACUUUCUGUUGCAUGAUAAUGCAGCAGCACCACCACCAAAAACAAAUAGUUCUAACCAUGUCACUCCUACUAAACCAAUGUCAGCUUCAUCACUUCAGACAGAGAUAGCAGCUGGUCAAGUAGAGGAUCAGGUGCGAUGUAGGGACAGAACAUCGGUGACUAAGAAGCCCAUCGAUCGUCUCAUUGAUGCGAUGAGGUCUUCAUCACCAGCAGCGCUACGCAGCUCAGCUAAUUCAAUCUGGUCUGUUCUUAGCAUCGGUGACAUUGUUCCACCUGGGAAAAUUGGCACAAUUUUGGAUUGCAAAUCCUCUCAACAACAGCAGUUUGGUGGAUCUAAUACUGUGAACAAAAUGAAGCGUGUAUUCAAUAAUACAUCAUCAUGCUCUGGAUCGCUACUAGCAGGAAGUUUUGAUAACAGUUGCAUGUCAUUUGAGUGCGAUGCCUCUGACUCUGGUUCGAGCAGCAAAAGAAGCAUCAAGAGGCAGAAAACAAAGAAUGCUAAUGAUGCUCUCUUGGAAGAGAUUAAAUCUAUUAACAGCACACUUAUCGACACAGUGAUCAGCAUGUCUGGUGACUGUGAAACAGAUGGGUUUGCCUCCUGCGGUGGCGGGACAACGUUGAAACUGUCUUACAACGCUGUGUCCAUUUCACGUGCCGUAAUAUCACUCUUUGCAACAUCUGAAAUGUCGCUUGUCUGCCCCGCAAAGCUUUUUAUCCCCCCAGAUUAUCCAAGUAGCUCUCCGGUACUUAUUAAUGACGGAGGAGAUGAGGUGCUAAGGAAGAAUUCCAGUGCCAUCUCGGUCUCACUGGACGUGGCGUUCCGGCAUGUCCUCGCUGGCCUCCCGGAACCCCGAUCAAUCAAGGAGAUAGCCAGGGCGUGGGAUGCUUGUGUGCGGAAGGCUGUAACGGAGUUUGCGCAGCGGCAAGGCGGAGGGACGGUCAGCAUGAUGCUUGGCCGUUGGGAUAGAUGCGCUGCCGCAUGAGAACAUAUAUAGGAUGCCCUGUGUGUCUGGUUUGCUGUAGAACGGAACAUAACUGAUAAGAAGGUGAGUCCAUACUCCUAUCCCUAGACAGAUGCAUAUGUAGAAUCUUUGGUAAUCGCACCGGAACUGUAUAGACUUGGGUUUUCAACAUAUAGAGAUUGACAUACCAUAGGAUGAUAGGAGUUGAUGUUGACUCCAAUAGAUGUAACAUGUUUGAAAGCAGUAGAUGUAAAGUGCUGAUCACCAAUGGACGGCAGGAAAAAAAUGCAGUUGUAAACUCUGAACGAGGAACAAGAAAGACGUAUAGUUUUACUUGUGUCUGAAUAAUAUUUCUAUUCUAAAUC